Molecule: messenger RNA, 5701 nt
Organism: Myxocyprinus asiaticus (Chinese sucker)
Lineage: Eukaryota; Metazoa; Chordata; Actinopteri; Cypriniformes; Catostomidae
Exons: 4
Coding region: 688-3138 (816 amino acids)
Cellular component (GO): cytoplasm
Molecular function (GO): protein binding
Source: RefSeq, a predicted model, not a curated record
AUGCGGAAGCGCCACUGCAACCUGAAGAAUCUGUGAGAGCAGAGCUUUGAACUUGAACUCGAACUCGACAAAACUCACAAGUGCCUUGGGUGGAAAGGAAAGAAAAACAACGCUUGAACAGAGAUGGAGCAAACUGAAUCAUCACAUUACCCAGAAAAGGGUGAUUUCACAUAUAGUAUGUUUUAAGUGAACCAAACCCAGUUCAGUUAAAGUGAACCAGAAAAGGAACCAUCCGCAAAUGACCUCAGUGCUUUUGGUGUUCACAAUCAUACAGAAGAUUCCUCACACAACAGAACAUCAGAGAUUAGGACAGAGCUAAAUAGUGCCAUACCUGAGGACACAAAUGCAUUAGAAAGGACCACUACAAAAGAACAUUCUCAGAAAGACAAAACAGCAGUCAAAAGACCUACCAGUGGGGCUACUGAACUUGAGGUACCACCACACCUAAGCAUUCAAGAAAAUGGGGAUGGGAAAUCAAGCAUACAGAGAUGGCCAUUUUGAUCAGAGGAUGUACUGGAGGAACAGGAUGACCACAAGUACAAAGAAGGAGCUGGGGACAGUAGUGCACAAUCAAACAAAUCACCAUGCAGACACUGCACAAAACCAGUGAGUACAAAUAAUGUGAGGAAUGAGAUCAAAGAGCUCCCGAGUAACAGUACAUCUAACUUGAGGACAGAGCCAAAUAAAAUGGAUGACUGGACCAAAGAAGAUGUCCAUCAAUGGCUCACAAAUGCAAUCAAAAUCCCUCAAAAGUAUGCUGAUAUUCUUUGCAAUGAGGAUGUUUCAGGAGCCUCUCUGAUUUUAUUCAAUAAACAAGACUUUCUAGACAUUGGUUUGAAGCAUGGACCUGCUGUUCAAAUCCUUAAAAAAGUGGCUCAGUUCAAAGCAUCCUCAGUAACUUUCAAGAACAGUGGCAUACCAGAGGAUACAAGUGUGGGACAAGUAUGGACCUCUACAAUAGAAUAUUAUCAGCAAGACAAAACAGCAGUCAAAGGUCCUACCAGUGGGGCUACUGAACUUGAGGUAACACCACACCUAAGCAUUCAAGAAAAUGGGGAUGGGAAAUCAAGCGUACAGAGAUGGCCAUUUAGAUCAGAGGACGUACUGGAGGAACAGGAUGACCACAAGUACAAAGAAGGAGCUGGGGACAGUAGUUCACAAUCAAACAAAUCACCAUGCAGACACUGCACAAAACAAACGAGUACAAAUAAUGUGAGGAGUGAGACCAAAGAGCUUCUGAGUAACAUUACAUCUAACUUGAGGACAGAGCCAAAUAAAAUGGAUGACUGGACCAAAGAAGAUGUCCAUCAAUGGCUCACAAAUGCAGUCAAAGUCCCUCAAAAGUAUGCUGAUAUUCUUUGCAAUGAGGAUGUUUCAGGAGCCUCUCUGAUUUUAUUCAAUAAACAAGACUUUCUAGAUGUUGGUUUGAAGCAUGGACCUGCAGUUCAAAUCCUUAAAAAAGUGGCUCAGUUCAAAGCAUCCUCAGAAAAUUUAAAAAACAGUGGCAUACCAGAGGAUACAAGUGUGGGACAAAUAUGGACCUCUACAAUAGAACAUUAUCAGCAAGACAAAACAGCAGUCAAAAGACCUAUCAGUGGGGCUACUGAACUUGAGGUACCACCACACCUAAGCAUUCAAGAAAAUGGGGAUGGGAAAUCAAGCGUACAGAGAUGGCCAUUUAGAUCAGAGGACGUACUGGAGGAACAGGAUGACCACAAGUACAAAGAAGGAGCUGGGGACAGUAGUUCACAAUCAAACAAAUCACCAUGCAGACACUGCACAAAACAAACGAGUAUAAAUAAUGUGAGGAGUGAGACCAAAGAGCUUCCGAGUAACAUUACAUCUAACUUGAGGACAGAGCCAAAUAAAAUGGAUGACUGGACCAAAGAAGAUGUCCAUCAAUGGCUCACAAAUGCAAUCAAAGUCCCUCAAAGGUAUGCUGAUAUUCUUUGCAAUGAGGAUGUUUCAGGAGCCUCUCUGAUUUUAUUCAAUAAACAAGACUUUCUAGAUGUUGGUUUGAAGCAUGGACCUGCAGUUCAAAUCCUUAAAAAAGUGGCUCAGUUCAAAGCAUCCUCAGAAAAUUUAAAAAACAGUGGCAUACCAGAGGAUACAAGUGUGGGACAAGUAUGGACCUCUACAAUAGAACAUUAUCAGCAAGACAAAACAGCAGUCAAAAGACCUAUCAGUGGAUCUACUGAACUUGAGGUACCGCUAAGCAUUCAAGAAAAUCGGGAUGGUACACCAAGCAUACAGAGAUGUCCGCAGGCCUCAGAGGACAUACCGAAACAUAAAGACAAUGGAGGGGAGUCCUAUCCUGACACUGCCCUUGUUCAAAAGGAUGAAUUAAAAUUUGAGGAACAUGACCUCAAGGACAAAAAAGAAUGUGGGGCAAGUGAUGUACAACAAUUUCCUGUGACAUACUGCACAAAACCAACAAAUAAAAAUACUCUGUGUGCGCCGCGGCCUUUUGAUAAAAUCAGCACCACAUUUGAAUACAAGCAAAAUGAAAUACUUCCUCCUGAGACUGGUCCAAGCAAUCUUAUUGACCCUGUGCAUGAGUACAAGCUCCUAGUACACACAGAGAAUGCUUCAGAGAAGGAUAUCCUUAAAAAAUUCACAGAUGAAGUAUUCUGGUUUGCUGCAGGUUGCCUGAAUUAUCGAACAAAUGGAACUAUCCAUUUUGGAGUUGGAGAUGAGCCACAGUAUAAACAUGGGCAAAUUAUUGGACUAGAGUUAAGAUCUCCAAAAGACUUUAUAGAUGCAUUUGAUAGGGGUCUCAAGGAGCACUUUAAAGGACAUACUGUUACUGCAAUGGCAUGCAUUCGGCCCCCAAAGUUCUUUAAGGUUAAAUGUCCAGACAACAUCAAAGUGGACAGGUGGGUUAUUGAGGUUGAUGUUGUCCCAAAGUAUAAAUUAACUUUGGAAAAACUCUUUUACACUACAAUAGACAAGAAGAGGAGGAAGUCAAAAUGCUUUUUUAUUCGUUUAGGUGCAAACACCACAAAUCAUAUUCCUGAAAAGGAUCCAAGGACUGUUAAGCAGAACAUGAAGACAUUAAAAAAUUCUGUGAAAUGUUGGGCUUCAUUUAGAAAGUUGGCUGAAAAAGGCUAUAAAGAUCAGGCUCUGGCGAGACCAUGAAAAUCCCAGGUGAUCAGCAGCUCCCCAGUCAUCCAAAUACAGCGCUGGAACUCACCAGAGUACUAAUCACCCGCACCUGCAGCCAAUUCAAGAUACCAAUCAGCACCACUAUAAGAAGCACACACAAACACUCACUCUAUGUCUGGUUACCAACGUGUUCACAGAUUCUAACCCCCUGUUCCAGUGAUCUGCCUGAGAUUACAUACCUGUGCUCUAAGCGAUCUCCUGCAGAAUACUAACCCUUUCUCCAGCGAUCUCCUGUGAAUUACUCAUCUGUGCCCCAACGAUCUCCUGUGGAUUACACACCCGUUCUCCUGUGAAAUACUUACCUGUUCUCCUAUGUCCUCCUGUGGGUUAGUUCCCAAAGCUCCGGUGCUCACCUGUGAUGCACUCAUCUGUGGAUUCACCCUCACCAAGUGAACACCUCCCUUGACAUCAACUCACCUCUGUGUAUCUGGCUUAGUCUUACCAUUCACUCUCCAUCUCCACCAAGAACUGUACUUCACCUGUACUUCACCUGUUCACGCUGAUAGCGUAAUGUGUUUCAUCAGAACGUGCGUAGAGGAAGUGAUUCCGACCAGAACUGUACGAAUCUAUCCGAAUCAGAAGCCGUGGAUCAAUAGCGAUGUUCGCGCGGCACUUAAUGUGCUGACCUCUGCUUUUAAUUCCGGGAAUGCGGAGGAGCAUAAUCAAGCCAGUUAUGCCCUCCGAAAAACUAUCAAAACAGCAAAACGCCAGUACAGGAGCAAGAUUGAAGGACAGUUUAACACCACCAACUCUAGAAGCAUGUGGCAGGGAAUUAACAUCAUCACGGACUUUAAAGGGAAUAAAAGCUCCGCCAUGAACACCGCUGCCUCUCUACCGGAUGAGCUAAAUACUUUUUAUGCUCGUUUCGAGGGAAAUAACACCGCCCUCGCGGAGAGAGCUCUCACGGCUGAAGCUACAGAGGUCAGUUCACUCUCUGUCUCUGUAGCGGAUGUAACCCGAUCCUUCCGACGGGUGAAUAUCCGCAAAGCCGCAGGUCCAGACGGCAUUCCGGGCCGCGUCAUCAGAGCAUGCGCGAACCAGCUGGCUGGUGUUUUUACGGACAUUUUCAACCUUUCCCUCUCUUUGUCUGUAGUCCCCACAUGCUUUAAAACAUCCACCAUUGUGCCUGUUCCAAAACAAUCAAAAAUAACUUGUUUAAAUGACUGGCGUCCUGUUGCUCUGACCCCCAUCAUCAGCAAAUGUUUUGAGAGACUAAUCAGAGAUUACAUCUGCUCUGUCUUGCCACUCAAUCUUGACCCGCUGCAGUUUGCUUACCGCAACAACCACUCCACUGAUGAUGCCAUUGCAUCUACAAUACACACUGCUCUCUCCCACCUGGAAAAAAAGAACACUUAUGUGAGAAUGUUGUUUGUAGACUACAGCUCAGCAUUCAACACCAUAGUGCCCUCCAAGCUAGAUGAGAAACUCUGGGCUCUGGGCUUAAACAGCUCGCUGUGCAGCUGGAUCCUGGACUUCCUGUCAAGCAGACGCUUCUAACUCAGCUAGUUUUGAACAACAAUUGAAUCUUUAAAUACUUUGUUUCCAAUUUGUUUUAUUUUUAGUUAUUUCUCUUGUAAAAUAACAGUUCCAGUCCCAUUCACAAGAUUGCUUAAUUUAAAAACUUUACCAAAUAAAUAUAGGACCAAAUAAACGGUUUCCACAGAAUAAUAAACAAAGAAAUUGAUUAAAUCAGUGAUUUGCAUAUGUUUAGUAUCAUUAACCCUUUAUUUGCAAUGAUGGCGCAAGAUAUUGUGUUUAAGUGAUUUAUGUGGCCAGACAUUUUCUGAUGUAUGGUUUUAUUUAUUUGGAUUAUAAUUUGAAUUAUAUUUGAAGUAUCCCUGUAAUGCUUGUCAAGUCAUUUUUAUUUGUAUAGCACCUUUCACAACACACAUCGUUUCAAAGCAGCUUUACAGAAGAUCAGGCAUUAACAGAAGAUAAAACUGUGAUAUCUAUAAAGUCUUAGAGUCAUCAUUGUGUAGUUUGAUCAAAUUUGAUUGUGUAUUGUUUGAAAAUAAGUAAUUCAAUAAUAUUUGUAUUUAUAACCCUUGUCUGCCACGUGUAAAUUACAUCUGUGAUCUCUGUUGCACAACAAUGAAGACUGUAUUGAUGGACACAUAAGUGCAACUCAGUUCAUUGCUUUAUAUUUGAAGCCUUCAUAUGAAGAGUUGAACAAUCCUCUGCCUCCUGUCUUGCUUCUCGCCGGAGAUCCGCAAUAGAUGAACAGUCCACCACAUAAACUUAUAUUAUCAUACAGUUCCUCACAGCCUUUGUUCAUCAUCUCCUGAUAAUCGGCAUUCUUCGUUGUAUUAAAGCGUUUUUCAUUUUAAGUUUAGUAGGGGACGUUCACACUGAACGUGUUUUGCGUCUGUCCGAGCUGUUUUUCAAUGUAAAGCAGCGUCUCGCACAGGAACACCUGUAAAUAUGGAUUAUUCCUACAAUUCUGUGUCAUUUAAGUCCCCAUUACAAGAAGUGUGUGUGCUAUUUAUAUUGUUUAAUUUCACCCGAUUAAAAAGAAUAAAGACUUUUUAUAAUGUUA